AUGGCCGAUCAGCUUACCGAUGAUCAGAUCUCCGAGUUCAAGGAAGCUUUCAGUCUAUUCGACAAAGACGGAGAUGGUUCGAUUCUCUCAGAUCUUUCUUCCUCUUCAUUUUUUUUCUUCUUCUAUCGAUGCUUUCUUCUUCUCGUUUUGCUUGAAUUACUUAAGAACCUGAUGCUUUUAUUUAAUGUGGAAUCUUCGAUAGCAUGGGAGAUUCGGCUUCGAUUUGCGUAA
This is a messenger RNA of Thlaspi arvense, 231 nucleotides long. Lineage: Eukaryota; Viridiplantae; Streptophyta; Magnoliopsida; Brassicales; Brassicaceae. The record is from the annotation of a GenBank genome assembly.